Molecule: messenger RNA, 5915 nt
Organism: Sarcophilus harrisii (Tasmanian devil)
Lineage: Eukaryota; Metazoa; Chordata; Mammalia; Dasyuromorphia; Dasyuridae
Gene: KDR
Product: kinase insert domain receptor
Exons: 29
Coding region: 418-4443 (1341 amino acids)
Biological process (GO): multicellular organism development; angiogenesis; positive regulation of angiogenesis
Cellular component (GO): membrane; signaling receptor complex
Molecular function (GO): ATP binding; vascular endothelial growth factor receptor activity; growth factor binding
Source: RefSeq, a predicted model, not a curated record
AGCCGGCGGAGGGGCUGACCCGGCGCAGAUUCCCGGGCAGGCUCCCAGGGACGCGAAGCAGGCUCCGGCCGGUCCGUUUCCUCUCCUCUCCUUCUCCCAUCACUCGCGCCCCUCGGCGAGCUCCGAGUCCCUCCCGGAGCCGGAGCGAGCUCUCCGCGCCACCGAGAAAUCUUCCCUGCGCUAAGCGAGCUCUGCUUUCCCCUGGCGCCAGAGAGGGGCACCAGCCCGGGCACUGAAGCCGGAGGCAUCUGCGCCCGGCGCCUUCGCCUCCCUCCCGCCCUGACUGGCAGCUCCUGGUACUGGAGGCGGGGGAGUGGCUCCCAUCGCGCCAGUAACUGGGAAGGAAAGCCCCCGGGGCAGGAGCGGGCGCUGGAGCAUCUGGAUGCUGGAGCCUCCCGCGUCCUGCCGCAGCUGAGAAUGGCAAGCGCCGCGAUGCUUCUAGCACUGCUGUGCCUCGUCGGGAAGAGCCUGCCGGUCUCAGGUUUCCCCACUGUUUCGCCUGAUCCCCCAAUUCUCAGCCCACAAAAAGACAUACUUAUCAUAACAGCAAAUUCAACUCUUCAAAUUACUUGCAGGGGUCAAAGAGAUUUGGACUGGCUAUGGCCCAACAAUCAGGGCAGUUCCGAUAAUCGAGUGAUGGUGACUGAUUGUUGGGACGGUCCCUUCUGUAAGACACUCACAAUUACAAAAGUGAUAGGAAAUGACACUGGAGCCUACAAGUGCCUGUACCGAGACAACGAUGUGAGCUCAAGCAUUUAUAUCUAUGUUCAAGAUUACAGGUCUCCAUUUAUUUCAUCAGUAAGUGAUCAGCACGGUGUCUUGUACAUCAAAGAAAACAAAAACAAAACCGUUGUAAUCCCAUGCCUCAGUUCCAUCUCAAAUCUCAAUGUGUCACUUUAUGCAAAGUAUCCAGAAAAGAGAUUUGUUCCCGAUGGUGAAAAGAUUUUCUGGGAUAGCAAGAAAGGUUUCAGUCUUCCCAGCUACAUGAUAAGUUACGCAGGCAUGGUCUUCUGUGAAGCAAAAAUCAACGAUGAAAGCUACCAGUCUCUCAUGUACAUCAUUGCGGUAGUUGGGUACAGGAUUUAUGAUCUGGCUCUGGAUCCCCCUCACAGCGUGGAACUGGCUGUUGGAGAAAAGCUUGUUCUGAACUGCACAGCAAGGACAGAACUCAAUGUGGGGAUUAAAUUUCAUUGGGAACAUCCUUCUUUGAAGUCUGAAAUACGGGAUUUGAAAACUCCAUUGGGCAGUGACGUUAAGAAGUUUUUAAGCACCUUGACUGUAGAGCAUGUAACCCGGAGUGAUCAGGGCUGGUACAUCUGUGAAGCAUCCAGUGGGCUGAUGACCAAGAAAAACAGCACAUAUGUCACUAUCCAUGAAAAGCCUUUUGUUGCCUUUCACAGUGGAAUGGAAUCUUUGGUGGAAGCCAAGUUGGGUGAACGGGUCAGAAUCCCUGUGAAAUACAUGGGCUAUCCCACCCCCGAAAUUAAGUGGUACAAAAAUGGAAAAGCCAUGGAAAGCAACCAUACAGUGAAAGUUGGCCAUGCUCUGACAAUUACAGAAGCAAGUGAAAAGGAUGCGGGAAAUUAUACCAUUCUCCUCAUCAAUCCCGUUACUAAGGCGAGACACAGCCACGUGGUCUCUCUGGUGGUGAAUGUUCCACCCCAGAUUGGUGAGAAAUCUCUGAUUGCCCCAGUGGAUUCCUACCAUUAUGGCUCAAUGCAAACCCUGACGUGUACUGUUUAUGCCGUCCCUCCACCACUCCACAUCCAUUGGUACUGGCAGCUGGAAGAAGCAUGCACUUACAACCCUGGUCAAUCUGGCUUAGUGACAGAGCCCUACGUCUGCAAGGAGUGGAAGAGCAUGGAGGAUCUCAGUGGGGGGAAUCCCAUCGAAAUAACCAAGAAUCAAUUUGUCAUGAUCGAUGAAAAAAACAAAACUGUAAGCACCCUGGUGGUUCAAGCUGCAAAUGUGUCAUCCCUGUACAAAUGUGAAGCUGUCAACAAAGUAGGACGCAGCGAGAGGAUUAUCUCCUUCCAUGUGACAAGGGGUCUUGAAAUUAACUUUCAACCUGGCAAUCAGCCCACCGAGCAGGAGAAUGUAUCUUUGGGGUGCACUGCAGAAAAAUCCACAUUCGAGAAUCUCACAUGGUACAAAAUCAGCCCGAGAGCUUCUCAGGAGCACCUGGGAGAGCUCCCCAUGCCCGUCUGCAAGAGCUUGGACGCCCUUGUGAAGAUGAAUGCCACAGUGAUCUCCAACAGCACAAGCGACAUUGUGACCCUGGAGCUGUGGAACGUCUCGCUGCAAGACCAGGGGGACUAUGUCUGCUUGGCUCAAGACAAGAAGACCAAGAAGAGACACUGCAUGGUUAAGCAUCUCACUGUGCAAGAGCGUGCAGCACCUAUGAUCACAGGAAGUGUGGAGAACCAGACAACCAACAUCGGUGAAACCCUUGAAGUUUCUUGCUCAGUUUCUGGAAUCCCUCCUCCACAGAUUACAUGGUUUAAAGAUAAUGAAACUCUUGUUGAGGACUCAGGAAUUGUAUUAAAAGAUGGGAACCAAAACCUAACUAUUCGCCGGGUACAGAAAGAAGAUGGAGGUCUCUACACCUGCCAAGCCUGUAAUGUCCUUGGAUGCGUGAAAGCGGAGACCCUCAUCAUGGUAGAAGGUGCUCAGGAAAAGACAAACCUGGAGCUCAUUAUUCUGGUUGGCACAGCAGUAAUUGCCAUGUUCUUUUGGCUGCUUCUUGUCAUCAUCCUCCGGACCAUUAAACGGGCCAAUGGAGGGGAACUAAAGACUGGAUACUUGUCCAUCAUCAUGGAUCCUGAUGAGCUCCCCUUGGAUGAGCACUGUGAGCGCCUUCCCUAUGAUGCUAGCAAGUGGGAAUUCCCCAGAGACCGGCUGAAGUUAGGUAAACCUCUUGGUCGUGGUGCCUUUGGCCAAGUAAUGGAGGCUGACGCUUUUGGAAUCGACAAGACAGCGACAUGUAGAACAGUCGCUGUCAAAAUGCUAAAAGAGGGGGCAACACAAAGUGAACAUCGGGCCCUCAUGUCUGAGCUAAAGAUCCUCAUUCAUAUUGGCCACCAUCUCAAUGUGGUCAAUCUUCUUGGGGCUUGUACCAAGCCAGGAGGACCACUCAUGGUGAUAGUAGAAUAUUGCAAGUUUGGAAACCUGUCGACUUACUUAAGGAGCAAAAGAGAUGAAUUUGUUGCCUACAAGACCAAAAGUUCACGGUUCCGACAGGGAAAGGACAACUAUGUGGGGGAAAUCCCUGUGGACCCCAAACGCCGGUUAGACAGCAUCACCAGUAGCCAGAGCUCGACAAGUUCAGGGUUUGUGGAGGAGAAAUCCCUCAGCGAUGUGGAGGAGGAGGAAGCUGCUGAAGACCUGUGCAAGAACGCUCUAACUUUGGAGCAUCUUAUCUGUUACAGCUUCCAGGUGGCCAAGGGCAUGGAGUUUUUGGCAUCCCGAAAAUGUAUCCACCGGGACUUAGCAGCUCGAAACAUCCUCUUGGCAGACAAAAACGUGGUCAAAAUCUGUGACUUUGGCUUAGCCCGGGACAUUUACAAAGAUCCAGAUUAUGUCAGGAAAGGAGAUGCUCGAUUGCCUUUGAAAUGGAUGGCUCCGGAAACCAUUUUUGAUAGAGUCUACACAAUUCAGAGUGACGUGUGGUCCUUUGGAAUUUUGCUCUGGGAAAUAUUUUCCUUAGGCGCCUCCCCAUAUCCUGGGGUAAAAAUCGAUGAGGACUUUUGCAGGAGACUGAAAGAAGGAACCCGAAUGAGGGCCCCUGAGUAUACUACCCCUGAAAUGUACCAAACCAUGCUAGAUUGUUGGCAUGGAGAGCCCAAGCAGAGACCCACAUUUUCAGAACUUGUGGAGCAUUUGGGGAAUUUGCUACAAGCCAGUGCUCAACAGGAUGGUAAAGACUACAUCGUCCUUCCUAUAUCAGAAUCGUUGAGCAUGGAAGAGGAUUCUGGACUCUCUUUGCCGACCUCACCUGUUUCCUGUAUGGAGGAAGAGGAAGUGUGUGAUCCUAAAUUCCAUUAUGACAACCCAGCAGGAAUUAGUCAGUAUCUGCAAAGCAGCAAGAGGAAAAGCCGAUCAGUGAGUGUAAAAACAUUCGAAGACAUCCCAUUGGAACCAGAAAUAAAAGUAAUCCCAGAUGGUUGGGAACAAGGGAACAACCUUCAUUUGAUCUGCUCACUUGGUCAUCCUUUCUUCCCUAGUGCACUAAUGCCCAGUAAAAGCAAAGAGUCUGUGACAUCUGAAGCUUCGAACCAGACCAGCGGUUACCAGUCAGGUUAUCAUUCUGAUGAUACAGACACCACUGUUUAUUUGAGUGAAGAGACAGAACUCUUAAAUCCUGGGGAAAGUGAGCCUCAGUCCUGCAGUGCACACACACUUCAACCUGACUCUUGGAUGCCGUUAAGCUCACCUCCGGUUUAAAGCCAAGGAGUUGCCUCCGUCCCUCCACAACUGGAAAGGUUUGUCCUGCAGAGACCCUGCUCAGAGAUUGAAUGCUUUUGUUUCCCUAUCAAGGAGACGGCACAUUUUUGAUCCUUGUACAAAAAAGAGGAGGACUUCAGUUACCGGGAAGCCAGUCGGACUGUAGUAAAUGGCAAAGAAGUUGGUGACUCAACAAUGAAUGUUUUGAAGGCACAUUGUCUACCUUAGCCUUAUCUUCUCUCUUCAUACAUUUCUUCAAAAAGCAUUUAUGAAGUCUCUGCUUUGUGAUCAGCUUUGGCCAAUGCAACUGAAGUAGAAGAAGUGGUCCCUGUCCUCAAGGAACUUGCAAAAUGACUUGGGGAAUCAAGAUACAUGUAUGACAUGACUGGGGAAUAAUUCAAGGCAUUACAAGAGCUAUAGAACUUUGGGAAAAUGAAAUGUUAUGGUGGAUUGCGCGUAGUCUAGGAAAGUUUUAUAGGAAAGAUGGGUCUCGAACUGAGCCUUGGGGAAGUGGAUGAUGAUAUUAAAUUGUUUCAAAUAGAUAUGGGAGCCCCUACAUGAAACUGAUUGACAAGAAGCUGGGAGGGAGAUUUACUACAAAUUUUACAACAAAUUUCAAGAUCUCAGAUGAGGGUAUUGUGAUUAGCGAGUGCAGGUUUUCUUCUAAACUGUGCUAAACGAGAAUCCCUUAUGCUGUUUCCGACUGUGCUAAAUGAGAGAUCCUUCUGGGUCUUUAUGUAGUUCCAGGCGGAAUUAACUCCAGGAAGGAAAAAAUAUGACUCUAGUUCCGUGUCUCCUAGAUUAAUCUUUUAUUCAGAAUACCACAAAGAAAGGGAAACUUUCAGGCUGAAGCUCCCAGAUAUUUAUAAGACUUCAGACCCAGAAUCCUUUGUACUCUUGUUGGUCUUUCCCUGGAAAAAGAGCACAUGUGGCUUUAUGAGAAGUGUUCUUGUUAAGGACCAAACACUAUUAGACUCGAGGCAGUACCAUGAAGGAAGAGAUUUGUUUUUCCAUUUCCCUCCAAUAUCUUAGUUCUUUGGCCACUUCUCCUCCAGGGACAAUGGACUUAGAUUUGUUCAUUGUUUGCCAAGCUUCCAAAUUAUGUUUUUGUAGCCAGAGUUCUAAUAGCAUCCACUGUACAUUUAAAUUUUUUAACAUAUGAAGCUAUUUCUACUGAAUUUCUGCCUUCUUAUUCCUUUUCUUAAAAAAAAAGAAAAGAAAAAGAAAAAUGUAUUUUUUUGUACUAUAGUGUGAAAUUCUGGGAACUAUGACUAUAAAACAUGAUAUGGCAAUACAGUAUUUAUAUAGCCUGUUUAUGUAGAAACAAAUGUAAUAUAUUAAAAUAUGUUCUAUAUAAGGAAUUUUGUACUAUUCAUGUUUUUAUAUCUGUGUUAUGCAGCAUGUCAAGGAGGACAAUGCUUUUUAGAAAUUGAUGUCAUUUUAUUAAAAAAAAGAUUGGUCCCUUUGCAAAG